Molecule: messenger RNA, 1864 nt
Organism: Beta vulgaris subsp. vulgaris (sugar beet)
Lineage: Eukaryota; Viridiplantae; Streptophyta; Magnoliopsida; Caryophyllales; Amaranthaceae
Product: aldehyde dehydrogenase family 7 member B4
Exons: 16
Coding region: 159-1685 (508 amino acids)
Molecular function (GO): aldehyde dehydrogenase (NAD+) activity
Source: RefSeq, a predicted model, not a curated record
CACUAGUCACUACCCCACUCCCCAGUUUAAACUUUAAACUUUAAGCAACCGAUAUAAAACUAUAUAACUCCAUAAAUGCUCUUCAUCUUCUCUAUAAUAAUACUUCACCUUUCCUAGUUUCAUACGAAAAAACAAAAGAGGAGAAAGAGAAAAAGAAUAUGGGUUUUGGGAAGAAAGAAUACCAAUUUUUGGAAGAAAUUGAUAUUAGCACUCGUAAUAUAGGGUGUUAUGUGAGUGGAAAAUGGAAGGCUAAUGGUUCUGUCAUCUCUACUGUCAAUCCUGCUACCAAUCAGCCAAUUGCCGAAGUUGUGGAGGGUUCUCUGGAAGAUUAUGAGGAAGGCUUGAAAGCUUGUGCGGAAGCUUCAAAGAUGUGGAUGCAGAUGCCUGCUCCAAAAAGAGGUGAUAUUGUUAGACAGAUUGGUGAUGCUUUGAGAGUUAAGCUCGAGCAGCUCGGACGGUUAGUGUCACUCGAGAUGGGAAAGAUACUGCCUGAAGGGAUAGGAGAGGUUCAGGAGAUUAUUGAUAUGUGUGACUUUGCUGUGGGCUUGAGUCGACAACUAAAUGGCUCAAUUAUUCCUUCAGAACGUCCUAAUCAUGCAAUGCUGGAGGUUUGGAAUCCCCUGGGGAUAGUGGGUGUAAUCACAGCAUUCAAUUUUCCAUCUGCUGUUCUCGGUUGGAAUGCCUGCAUUGCACUAGUCUGUGGCAACUGUGUUGUCUGGAAAGGUGCCCCCACAACUCCUUUGGUCACUAUUGCGAUGACGAAGAUUAUAGCUGGUGUCUUAGAGAAGAAUAAUUUGCCAGGAGCAAUUUUCACCUCCCUUUGUGGUGGGGCUGAGAUUGGCCAAGCAAUUGCAAAUGAUAAACGCAUUCCACUUGUUUCAUUUACAGGAAGUUCUAAGGUUGGCAUGAUGGUUCAACAGACUGUGAAUCAAAGAUUUGGAAAAUGCUUGCUUGAAUUAAGUGGAAAUAAUGCUAUAAUUGUCAUGGAUGAUGCUGAUAUUAAGUUGGCUGCACGUUCUGUUCUCUUUGCGGCUGUUGGUACAGCUGGUCAGCGCUGUACAACUUGUCGUAGACUGUUGCUUCAUGAAAGCAUAUACGAGAAGGUACUUGAGCAAUUGCUUGAUGUAUACAAACAAGUGAAGAUAGGGGAUCCACUGGAAAAUGGUACCUUACUUGGGCCAUUGCAUACUAAAGCAUCAAGAGAUAACUUCGUGAAGGGAAUUGAGGUCAUAAAGUCUCAGGGAGGUAAAAUCCUUACUGGUGGUUCAGCUAUAGAAUCUGAAGGAAACUUUGUUCAGCCUACUAUAGUUGAGAUUUCUCCUGAUGCUGAUGUAGUAAAAGAAGAGUUGUUUGCUCCUGUACUUUAUGUUAUGAAAUUCAAGACUCUUGAAGAAGCAAUAGAAAUAAACAACUCUGUUCCCCAAGGAUUAAGUAGCUCUAUCUUUACUCAAAGACCUGGAGCUAUCUUUAAAUGGAUUGGGCCACUUGGAAGUGAUUGUGGCAUUGUAAAUGUAAACAUACCCACAAAUGGUGCUGAAAUUGGAGGUGCUUUUGGGGGUGAAAAGGCAACUGGAGGUGGCAGGGAAGCAGGAAGCGACUCUUGGAAGCAAUACAUGAGACGUGCUACAUGUACGAUUAAUUAUGGGAACGAAUUACCGCUUGCACAGGGGAUCAACUUCGGCUAAAGAUCAUACAUCCAAGGGCAGUAACUGUUCUCACUGCUUGAACAACAACAAUGGAGGCGCUUUGCUUGCAUCAUAUAGCGGGGGAAAAAAAUCUUGAUUAAGCUGAUAUUAAUGUACCUUGAUGAAUCAUAAUUCAACUCGUUUUCCCCAUAAUGAAAUAAAGAAAUUGUUUUGGAUUU